This is a messenger RNA of Radiomyces spectabilis, 1349 nucleotides long. RefSeq lists its product as uncharacterized. Lineage: Eukaryota; Fungi; Mucoromycota; Mucoromycetes; Mucorales; Radiomycetaceae. Gene Ontology annotation, molecular function: protein binding. Bases 13 to 1155 code for a protein of 380 amino acids. The record is from RefSeq and is a predicted model, not a curated record. The transcript has 5 exons.
CUUUAUUCCUGCAUGUCUAAACGAACAAACACAGACGAUCCCGUCGCCGAAGGUGCCACAAAACGAAUUCGACGUGCUGAUGCUGAUAAUCACACUGCCGAUUGCAAUGAUCCAGAAUGUGAAGGUUGCGAUAUUGGCGAUAUCGACAUUUCCUUUGUGCGACAUGACAAAGAUGGAGUAGGAAGCGCGGUGGAACCAAAUGGACACGAUCUGCUAGCGAUGGCGCUUGACGAAUGGGAAGACGGUGGAGAAAAUAGUGAAGUGGCGAAACGUCUCUUUGACAUGGCAUUGGAGAAAUUCAAGGACGACGACGAUCGUCUCGGAUAUGCCUGUGGCCUGGUGCAAUGCGGUCGUUGUUUACGAAUCCAAGAAAGCAUAAGAGAAGGAUUGGAUAUUUUUAGACAAGAGGUCAAGAACAAUCCAGAUCAAGAGGUGCUCCUUCGAUUAAUCCAAGCUGCGUUGACAUUGGCUGCCGAUAUCCGAAAGCAGAAGAUUGCGACAUUUGAUUCAUUACAGGAGGAACUUGAAAGCGAUGAGGAAGACGAAGUUGCAUAUACCGAACUUUUGCAAAAGUUAGAUCUAACGAAAGAAGAAGUAAAACUUUGUGGAGAAGCUACUAUCAACGCCGAUAAGGUAUUCAAAGAAGCAGACAAGUUACCAAUUGGUUCAGCAUGCCGGAUUCUCCAGGAUAUGCGAGUAUACGCUGAACUAUUAGAUCAGCCAUCACACUCAGAACAUUGUAUGUCGAUGGUGAAGACGGCAAUUCGCUAUAUCAAGCUACUCGAAUUUGAGAAGAAUGAGGAACUCCUCACUAUUUGGGCCGCUUUUAUUUUAAUGGAACUAAAACUGUUCGAAGACUUUGACAAGCAAAAGCCAUUAUGUCAAGAGGCAGAACAGUUGCUCGAAAAAAGCAAGCAAAUUCGGGAAGAGAAGGGAUUAGACGAUGAUCCAUGGAGGAUGCAGUUGGAGGGUUCUCUGAAACUCACAUUAUCAAACUUGGAAGAUGACGAAGAUAAAGUUUUGGAAUACUACGACCAAGCCUCUGCGAUAUUACAAAAAGCUCUGGAACUGGCUCCAGAUAAUAAACCCUUGAAGGAUAUGGUCGAUAUGCUGGCUGCAGUUACAGAAGAAGAAGCAGAAAAUCUAUAUAAUUAAAAUAUGUUGCCAUGUCCCGAGUUAGAACCCGAGCUCCAUCAAAGUCAUGGUCUCUCAUGCGUCCCAAGAUACUGACAACGACAUUUACACAAAUAAUAUUGUGUAUACUGAAGUUUUGUGAUCUUCAAGGUCACACGCGCAACUAGUCUAUAUGAUUAAAACGAGAACACUUGAUGACUAUGAUCGUAUCGUGU